Molecule: messenger RNA, 2953 nt
Organism: Durio zibethinus
Lineage: Eukaryota; Viridiplantae; Streptophyta; Magnoliopsida; Malvales; Malvaceae
Product: proline-rich receptor-like protein kinase PERK9
Biological process (GO): protein phosphorylation
Molecular function (GO): ATP binding; protein kinase activity
Source: RefSeq, a predicted model, not a curated record
AUUUUUUAAACCGUUAGUCUCUGUCUUAGGUGCUAUUAAGUCACAAGUCUAAAUUUGAAAAAUGAAGAUUAAAUAAUACCAAGGCAACCAGAAAGAUUAGCCUUGUUUGUCAAUUUUGCUCAGUAUUUGUGACCCCACAAUCCGUGUCCCUGGAGUCUGCUUUGAAUCUAAAAUCCGCUCGAUUGCAAACAUAUUACACCAUGGAUAGAGACCAAGAGUUGUUGAAUAGAAAUUAGCAAGUUGAGGUUUUUAGAAUUUUGGGAUUUCGGUUUCUUUUGCCACGCCAGUUUCUUUUGCUGUAUUUGCUCAACCAAGGAAGGAUCUGGGUUUUGCUCCAUGCUUUGCUUUUCAAGUGAACGGUGAUGUGCGUUUUGCUUUCCAAGUGAUUUCUGACUUGGGUUUUAGUUGAAAACAGUAUUGCUGUGAUGAUGGUUUUUAAUUACCAAGAACUGCUGGUAAAUCCCAGGUCACCAACAGCUAGCCUUUAGUAUUGUGGCUACGAGAAGUUUUCUGUGUUUUGAAGCAAGAGUGGUUUGUUGGUAAAGUUUGGUGAUUGAAUAAGUUGGCACUUAAAAGUUUGGGCUUUUGAAUUUGCCUAAAAUUUUAAUUUGAUCUUCGACAAUUACUCGAAUUUUUUUUAUUUUUUUAUUUUUUGGCUUAUCGAUCAUGUAUAUCUUGUGAAGAUUUUAUUAUAGGAUUUUCCUUUGGUAUAUGUGAAUUUAUAAGAAUUGAUAGUGAACCAUCAAUUUGAUUGCUAACUAAAUUGAUGGCAACCCCAUCACCACCUCCAAAAUCCUCUCCUCCUGCUGUGUCACCAGCUUCUGCUAUCAAUCCGCCGCCCCCACCGCCUUUCAGCAGUACUUCUAGUCCUUCACCCGCGCAAAACUCUCCUCCUCCUGAACCUUCGACGAGUGCCACACCUUCACCGACUAAUGCUAGUCCACCAGCCUUUCAAUCUCCACCUCGUCAACCCCCUCCAGGUGCUAAUCCAGUCACCUCGUCACCAAAAUCCCCUGCUGAAACUUCACCUCCACCUCCGCUGGCCCCUGCAUCACCCCCUUCCCCGCUUGCUGUUUCACCCACUUCCCCUCCUUCCAGUUCCACUUCUCCACCGCCAGAACCACCAGCAACUCCACCAUUUAGUCCUCCAUCACCUGCCCCUAGGCCAUCACCUGGACCGACACAAAAUUCAUUACCACCUGCACCAACACUAUCUACUCAACCACCUGACGCUUCACCACCACCGCGACUACCACCAUCGUCACCACCUAUUAAUUCACCGCAACCAUCACCUCCCAAAAUUUCACCUUCAUCACCAUCGCAAGCUGCACCAAAAGCACCACCAAAUUCACCUCCUCCACCAUCUUCAUCUCCUACUCCAACGCCUCCUCCCUCUAAGCUCACACCAACCAGUUCUCAACCAACAGCUUCUCCCUCAAAUUCUACUUCGAGAUCAUCUCCACCACCACCUGUAUUAAAACUAUCACCUCCUGCUCGAGUUUCGACUCCACCAUCAGAUAAUCCGACUUUAAAUGGUUCUGGUCCAAGUGAACCAGAAAGUCCAGACUACUCAGGUAAUGAUGGCAUUGGUGUAGGGGGUGCAGUCGCUAUCGGUGUAGCUGUAGGGAUCAUAUUGCUUAGUGUCAUUGGGCUGGCUGUUUGGUGCUUGAGGAAGCAGAAGAAGAAGUUUACUCGACUUAAUGGCGGUUAUAUUAUGCCAUCCCCACUAGGCUCUUCCAUAAGAUCAGAUUCAUCCCUUACAAAAACACACUCUUCAGCUCCUCUCAAAGGAAGUAGUUCUGGAAGUGAUUUAGUGCAUUCACCACUGGUGGUGUCAGAAUCUGGUGGUUUAGGCAAUUCGAGGUUAUGGUUUACGUAUGAAGAAUUAGCCAAGGCCACAAAUGGAUUUUCAGACCAAAAUCUUUUGGGUGAAGGUGGAUUUGGGUCUGUUUAUAAAGGGUGUUUACUAGAUGGAAGAGAAGUGGCAGUUAAGCAGCUAAAAAUUGGUGGGGGGCAGGGUGAACGAGAAUUUAAAGCUGAGGUUGGAAUUAUUAGUCGUGUACACCAUCGCCAUUUGGUUUCGCUUGUGGGUUACUGCAUUUCUGAAAGUCAAAGACUUCUCAUAUAUGAUUAUGUCCCUAAUAAUACUCUUUAUUUCCAUCUUCAUGGUGAAGAUAGGCCUGUUUUGGAUUGGGCAACACGUGUUAAAAUUGCUGCUGGUGCAGCUCGUGGGAUAGCUUAUCUCCAUGAAGACUGUCAUCCUCGUAUCAUUCACAGGGAUAUCAAGUCAUCAAACAUUCUUUUAGAUAACAACUUUGAAGCUCGGGUUUCCGACUUUGGACUUGCCAAGUUAGCUCUGGAUGCAAAUACACAUGUAACAACACGUGUUAUGGGAACCUUUGGAUACAUGGCCCCUGAAUAUGCAUCAAGUGGUAAAUUGACUGAGAAAUCCGAUGUAUUUUCUUUUGGAGUUGUGCUUUUGGAGCUAGUUACUGGACGGAAGCCUGUAGAUGCAUCCCAACCCCUCGGAGAUGAAAGUCUAGUUGAAUGGGCCCGGCCUUUGCUGACUCAUGCAUUGGAUGGUGAGGACUUUGAGGGUUUGGCAGAUCCGAAGCUUGGUAGAAACUAUGUUGACAGUGAAAUGUUUCGGAUGAUUGAGGCUGCUGCAGCUUGUGUGCGGCAUUCAGCUGCAAAAAGACCACGGAUGGGACAGGUUAUGAGAGCUUUUGAUAGUUUAGCCACAUCGGAUCUAACCAAUGGAAUGAGAGUGGGUGAAAGUGAGGUAUUUAACUCUGCACAGCAAUCUGAAGAAAUCAGAUGGUUUCGGAGGAUGGCUUUUGGCAGUCAAAAUUACAGUACAGACUAUUUUAGUGAAAAUAGCAGGGAAACUAGCAGGGAUAGUUGAAGAAGAAUAUGGUAAGUAUUGAGAGAUGAAUUCAUCUUAAACCAUGCU